This is a messenger RNA of Meloidogyne enterolobii, 377 nucleotides long. The record is from the annotation of a GenBank genome assembly. NCBI's taxonomy places the organism in Eukaryota, Metazoa, Nematoda, Chromadorea, Rhabditida, Meloidogynidae.
UCUGUCAUCAACCGAAGAUGGUUAAUGCAUGGUUCUGGGUGUUCUACACGAUCGUGUUCUUCGUCUCUGGCUUCUAUGCAAACAGCUACUUGCGCGAGGAGUACGGCGUCGAGAUCGAUCUGAAGGGCAUUGUGAAAGAAGCAAAGAAGGCUGGCCCCUCAGCAUCCAAGAAAUCAGCGUCUUCCAAAAAGUCCUCGUCCAAGCGCUCCUCUUCUAAAAGGCGUGGGGCAUCUACCUCCAAGGCCAGCAGCAGCAAACGCGGAGGCUCUCGCAAGGGAAGUAAGAAGUCGAGCAGCAGCAAGCGUCGUUCUUCCAGUCUGCCACCACCAAAGAAGCAAAUUCCGACACCAAAGGCUAUUGGCUCUGUUGCUGCAUAA